This is a messenger RNA of Triplophysa dalaica, 2301 nucleotides long. It is a transcript of the gene gjz1, whose product is annotated as gap junction protein zeta 1. Gene Ontology annotation, cellular component: connexin complex. The transcript has 5 exons. Gene Ontology annotation, biological process: cell communication. The record is from RefSeq and is a predicted model, not a curated record. The coding region runs from base 357 to 1055 and encodes 232 amino acids. NCBI's taxonomy places the organism in Eukaryota, Metazoa, Chordata, Actinopteri, Cypriniformes, Nemacheilidae.
GCAGCGCCACCGCGCGCACAGGUAUGAGACAAAGCGCAGUUUCCUGAUUCUGGCUUUACGAGCACCUACUCAACGCUCCAUUCUUUUGCCUAUUUGUUUUUGUUUGUUAAAGAAAAACAAAAGGAAUGUGGAAAUCUCCUGCCGAUAGAUUGUGUAACAAAUGCAUAUUGCACCUAACUAGCAGGUUUCAGUUAGGAGUGGAGCUGCUAAAUGUGUGAGAAACCAUAUUGAUGACACUUACAGUUUAGCAGACUAUAUACAAAAGGGAAGCUCAGAAUUACACCACUGCUGGACAAACACACAGCUCCGUCAACGCCCUAAGAAACAGAAGAGACGUUAGAAACACCCUAGGAACAAUGGCAGCUAUUGUAACAGGUCUGAUCCCGAUCCUCCGUACCGCAGUGGACUCCACCGCCACCUAUAAAGCUCGCAGCGUGUGGUUCGGCCUGCUCUGCAUCCGCCUGGUGAUGAUUUUCCUGGCUCAGUUUCCCUGGAAAGGCCUGAAUGAAGACUUCCAGUGUAACGGCACGGAAACCAUCUGCACUAAAUACUGUUUUAAUAAACAUUUUGACAAUUCCGUGAUCAUGACAUGGCAUUUCCUAUUCAUCCUUCUUGUACUCUCGGUUCUUCUAAUGGAGAUGUUCUCUUCCCAUGUUCGAUCUUCAGCCUUAAGGAAGAAGCAGAAAGAAGUGGCUUCUCAAGCCGAGGAGGGGGAUUCAGUGGAUCCCACCAUGACUGUGGGUGGAAAGAUGAUGAUAGACCUUCAUAAGAGCAAAAAGAGCGUGUUGGUGUAUCUGUCAAGCGUGAUACUGCGGAUCGUUGUAGAGGGUUUAUUCAUGUAUAUCUUGCUCUUCUUGGUUCUGCCUAAAGUGAGUGAGAACAUAUACCUAUGUGAUGCAAAAGAGUUAGCUAAAUGUUCACCUGUACACCAGUGUGUUGUCCGUGGAUUAGCCGAAAAGAGAAUGUCUGUCCAUUCACUGCUGUUUAUAUCUGCCCUGGUCAUUAUUUACAGUGGUAUGUUCUGUCUCUACUCCGUAUUCCACUAUCUCUGUUAAAAUGAAAGAAAGUGCAGUGCAUCUGUCACUGAAAACCCAGAUGUGUUGAAUUUUGAACGCAUAAAUUAAAAAUCCUAGUUCAUAUAAUUUGUUUACUAACAAAAUCCAUAUAGAUUUUUUGCAAGAAAAAAUAUAUUUUCAUGCUGUUCAGUUCACUUGUGUUUGCUUUGGUAAACAUUUGGUUCAAUGCAUUGUAUUUAUCCCCACAAUAAUGACAAUGCAUGUCAAAAAUGCAGUUUGGUGUGUUUCUGUGGACAACCGACCAAGUGCAUUCAACGACUGACACUGAGGCGGUCAUAAAUUUCUUUCAGUUCUAUUUGUACUAUUUGUACUAUAAGUACAUUGCAUGAAUACCAAGUUACAUGAACAUAAAUAUAUCGUUUUUGUGAGACCCAUUAAUGAGUUAAAAGGGGGAAACAAGUUUACUGAAAUAAUUUAAUAGUCAACCUUUUUAAGAAUUUAACUCAAGUAAAGAUUUCCAGUUACUAGUACGUAAUGAUACUUGAUCAACAAGUUUACCAAGGUUAUUUAGUUUUGCCAACCUAAAUUAAUUUAUAAUACACCUUUUUAAACACUUAUCUGUUUUAAUAAGUUAAUUUAUUACAUUUUACUGUGACGUAUUCCAUAAUUUGAAAUGCUUUCUUAUGGCUCAGCAUUGCAAAUAAUGUGAUUGUUUUUUUGUAAUGUAUUUAUUUUUAUAAUUUGCUAUUUAUCUUUGCUAUAAACAAGAACAAAAAACGGUUAAAAUGCUGAUAAGAGCUGUGUCAUCUUCCUUUUUGGACUUUUUGACAUGGUGUUUCUGCAUCAGCCAUUUUUUUGUGUGGGUUGGUUGAGAAGUCGUUUUUGGCGUCCAUAUCACUUCAUGUGAGUGAUGACCAAGCUGUUUUACUUCAGAGUCAACAGUUGUUCUUAGACUUACAGUACGUUUAUUCAGUUUUCAUAAACAUGCCCAAUUGCAUUUUGAGACAAAACAAUGGCACUGUUGUAUUUUAAGACUUGUCCACGUAAACUGUUUUCAGUUUAGACAGCUAUUUAUUUUAGUCUAGGACUGGUCUUAAACCCUGUACGGGAAAACCGGCCCUUAAACUUCUUAAGAGUGUAUGUGGCACAAUAGCUAUUGAUAAAUUAACUAAAUAUGAAAAAACAAAGCCAUAAUUGAUGGUUGAUUUUGCUUGUCACAUUUUAUUUAUAACAUCUCUUCUAAAAUGUAUAUGUAUAUAUUAAAUAAAGACCAUUCUUAACUAUA